This is a messenger RNA of Magnolia sinica, 1465 nucleotides long. RefSeq lists its product as uncharacterized. The transcript has 2 exons. The record is from RefSeq and is a predicted model, not a curated record. The coding region runs from base 355 to 777 and encodes 140 amino acids. Lineage: Eukaryota; Viridiplantae; Streptophyta; Magnoliopsida; Magnoliales; Magnoliaceae.
UUUUAUUAAAUGCAUUGACUUAACGGAUAGGCACAUAUAUGUAUAAGUAAAAUAUGGUCGAUUUGAACACUAUCAUUUUGGACUUACAUAUUCACUUGAUACGAUUAUAUACUCUUCAAUGCAUGAAUAGUUGCUAGUAGAACUGUAUACUUCACUGUUUAUUCGGUUUAUAACUGUUUGUUAAUCCACACAUUAGGUGAGAUAUCUAACAAUUGGCUAAGUAGUACACAUACGCCGACGCAGUCCCCGGCGAGGUCUCCAGUUCUACCGACAUGUUUUUCUCCACCCGAGAAGACUGUGAAAUCGCUUGCUGAGCCUCUAUUGCGAGCUGCAAAGAUCAAGUGGACUAGAACAAUGGAUCAGAUAUUGUUCAAUACGUUGUUGGAGCAAAUCGCUUUGGGUCAACAGGCAGAUAAUGGAUUUAAGAGAGAAGCAUAUUAUGCGGCCGCUGAGGAGGUGUCUAGGAGGACUGAAAUAUCGGUAAACUGGCAAAACGUCCAAAACCGAUUGCGGUAUCAUAAGCAAGAGUACAACGAUGUGAAGGACAUGUUAGCCGCAAGUGGUUUUGGGUGGGAUAGCGAGCGUAUGGUUGUCACAGACCCAGACGAGGUAUGGGAAGAGUACCUCAAGACCCAUCCGAGAGCAGAAAAACUACGUGGGAAGCGGAUAGAACAAUUGGACGAUUUAGCAACGAUUGUAGGUACAGACCAUGUAACAGGCUGCUACGCCCAAGGAAGUAGGAACAUGGCCGCAGCUUCAUCUCGUGUUCAACGAUAAAUAAAGCAUGGACUGACCUGGACGAUGACACAGAUGCACAUAUCGAUAUUUCCGAGGAUAAUCUCGGGGAUUUAGCUGGGAAUUUUCGAGUUUCGAAUGAAAGCCAUAAAGAAUCUGAAAAUCGCUCAUUCUGCAACACUCUCAGUCGAGGAACCGAAUGUGGGAGUAGUCGUGGUGGGAGUACGACAACGAAACGGAUGCGUACUACUCAUCCCUGUGACGUCCUCGGGGUAUCUCUGGAUGGGGUGGCAGAGGCAAUGCAAAAAAUUUGGACUUGGUAAAGAGGUCAACCGUACUACUAAAGUACUAGAUCUCCUCGAGGAGGUUCAGGGACUGACCAACCCAGAGUUCAUCGAGGUUGGUCAGCUGCUGACCAGGGAUGAGAAGCUAGCCUCCUUUUUCGUAAAUCUUCGACCAGAGCGGAGGGUCGAUUGGUUGAAGAAAACUUUAUCUGAUUUCAAUAGAAAUGUUGGUGGGGGUUCUGCUUGAUGGUUGCAACAACAUUAAUUAGAUUUCAGUUUGGAUAAUUUCAAUAUCAGGAUACGUAAUAACUAUAUACACAUUCUACACUUAUUUUUUUGGUAACCGUCUGUUUUUAGGGUUUUUGGAUAUUUACCACAUGCAUGAUAUUCUGUUAUGUGUGAAACUAAUCUUCCAUUUUCAGUACUAUUCACUUUACAUGUUUUCA